Messenger RNA from Rotaria sp. Silwood2, 408 nucleotides. The record is from the annotation of a GenBank genome assembly. NCBI's taxonomy places the organism in Eukaryota, Metazoa, Rotifera, Eurotatoria, Philodinida, Philodinidae.
AUGGCAUCAUUUUCAAUAAAUCCAUCAACCUCAUCAGAUAACAAUAAGUUAGAUCAAUUAUCAGAAACUUCUAAUGAAAGUGGAAAAGAUUUGCCAACAUCUUCUUCAAAUAUUGAAGAAAUAAUAGACGAGCAAGAUGUUAAGGUCGUCACACGUCGUCCUAUAGAACAAAGUAACGAAAUUCCUUCUUAUAUGAUUGAAAAAAAAUAUUGUACACCUUUAAAAGCUUCUUGUAUUAGCAGUACUAUUGUAACGGAACAAUCAUUAGUUAGAGAAAAAAGAAGUGCUGCACUUUUUGCACGACCAUUUGAAGAAGUGCUAGUCGGACAACCAAAUACAGAUGUACCAGUUGGAACAUAUCCAAAACCAAAUGAUAAUAAAUCUUUAUUUAUGAAAAAACCUUCGUAG